UCCUUUAUAUUCUUCUUCUGUUCUAUUACCAAACACAUUCUUGCAAUGGCUUUUAUAUCUUUUUCCUCCAAAACACUUGUUCUAGCUUGUUCCUUAUGCUUAUUUAUUUCUUUAGCAUUUGCACGUGAUUUCUCCAUCGUGGGGUAUUCAUCUGAGGACUUAAAGUCCAUGGACAAGCUCAUUGAACUCUUCGAAUCAUGGAUGUCGAGACACGGCAAGAUUUAUGAGACAAUUGAGGAAAAACUACUUAGGUUCGAGGUGUUUAAGGAUAAUCUAAAGCACAUUGAUGAGAGAAACAAGAUUGUUAGCAACUAUUGGCUUGGUUUGAAUGAGUUUGCUGAUUUGAGUCACCAAGAGUUCAAGAACAAGUACCUUGGUCUUAAAGUUGAUUUCUCUAAAAGGACAGAGUCUUCACAAGAAGAGGAUUUCACUUAUAGAGAUGUUGAUUUGCCAAAGUCUGUGGAUUGGAGAAAGAAAGGAGCUGUGACAGCUGUCAAGAAUCAAGGACAAUGUGGCAGCUGUUGGGCAUUUUCCACUGUUGCAGCGGUUGAAGGAAUAAACCAAAUUGUGACAGGGAAUUUGACAUCUUUGUCUGAGCAAGAGUUAAUUGAUUGUGACACAACUUACAACAGUGGUUGCAAUGGGGGUCUCAUGGAUUAUGCAUUCUCUUUCAUAGUACAAAAUGGUGGACUCCAUAAAGAGGAAGAUUAUCCUUACAUUAUGGAAGAAAGCACUUGUGAAAUGAAAAAGGAAGAAACUGAAGUUGUUACUAUUAAUGGAUAUCAUGAUGUGCCACAAAAUAAUGAACAAAGUUUAUUGAAGGCACUUGCAAAUCAACCCCUUAGUGUUGCCAUUGAGGCUUCAGGCAGAGAUUUCCAAUUUUAUAGUGGGGGUGUGUUUGAUGGGCAUUGUGGAAGUGAGUUAGAUCAUGGUGUGGCAGCUGUUGGAUAUGGUACAUCAAAAAAUUUGGAUUAUAUCAUAGUGAAGAAUUCAUGGGGGGCAAAGUGGGGAGAAAAAGGGUUUAUAAGAAUGAAGAGAAACAUUGGAAAGCCAGAAGGGAUUUGUGGACUCUACAAGAUGGCUUCUUAUCCCACUAAAAAGAAAUAAGAUUUUCUUAUAAUCAUUGUUCCAUUGAAUUUCUACCACUGUUUCGUUUUAUGAAUUCUCUAGUGUUUUCCAUUUUCAUGUUUUCAUUUGAAUUAAUGUAAUGUCUUCAAUUCAAUAAUAUUAACAUAUGUUUAAUAUCUCUUUUACUCUCUA
Messenger RNA from Cicer arietinum (chickpea), 1260 nucleotides. RefSeq names its product cysteine protease XCP2-like. The record is from RefSeq and is marked validated. NCBI's taxonomy places the organism in Eukaryota, Viridiplantae, Streptophyta, Magnoliopsida, Fabales, Fabaceae. Gene Ontology annotation, molecular function: cysteine-type peptidase activity. Gene Ontology annotation, biological process: proteolysis.